AUGACGAUCGCCCGGCCUCGCGUAACGCCCUCUGCGUCUCGUCGUGCACAAAGUCCGGCCGGACCAAGCGGGCCGUCGGUCGGCUACGAACAAAGCAGUUGGAAAAUGGACCGCGCGCUUGGCGCGAAGACCAAUGAACGGGCCGAGUCCAGUCCGAUAGGACGUACCCCGGGAUUCAAGGGGGAACUCCAAACCGCUAAACAUUGCUGCGAAAGCCAGUGUGACCAAUUCGCCUCAAACUAA
This is a messenger RNA of Soboliphyme baturini, 243 nucleotides long. The record is from the annotation of a GenBank genome assembly. Lineage: Eukaryota; Metazoa; Nematoda; Enoplea; Dioctophymatida; Soboliphymatidae.